This is a messenger RNA of Mycena citricolor, 1815 nucleotides long. The record is from the annotation of a GenBank genome assembly. NCBI's taxonomy places the organism in Eukaryota, Fungi, Basidiomycota, Agaricomycetes, Agaricales, Mycenaceae.
AGAUCCGGUUCGACGAGGUGCCGGUGCCGGCGUUGUAGCAGUUGGUCUGCUGCGCAAGACAUCCUCCACUCUGGUAGUAGGUGUUGUUCAUCUGCGUGAUCGUGGAGCGCGAGGCCAGUGCUCCGUAGCCAGGUGCAUUGGCAGCGAAGGACACAUAUGCGAGGUUCUGGAUGAGCGGGUCGAUCCAUCCGCUGUCCGAGCGGAUAAGUCAUCGCAAACACAUGCAGGAAGAACGCACUUGUUGAUCAUGAGCGCGCUGACGACGAUGGGAAUGCCAGUGACGGUGCCAGCGGAGAUUGCUGCGUUCUGCGAGUUGAAGUACGAGACGAACGCGGGGCCGUAGUGUCCGCCAUAGGACUCAGUUGCGAAGAUGAACCUGGGGAAGUCAGCAGAUACCCUCCGCUAUACGCAAGAACAACGCACUCCCGACUCGCGUACUUCGAGAACUGUCCGCUCUCGAAGAGGAUCUGGAAAGUUUGCCAGAACUGUUCUGCUGCAGUCUUGCGGUGCGUGAGAGGGGACAGAGAGCAGCAUGAGGUCAGGACACACCUGGGUCGAAACCACCGUGUCCGUGCCGUGCGAAAAGCCAGUGCCGAUCGGCUGGUCAAUGUAGAUCACUGCGUGGCGUCUGUACGGGUUCACUGUCGUGCUGCGUCCGUUCGAGUUGGCCGUGCACGGGCCGUUCUCUUGGAACAAGCCCUUGGUACAUGUCAGCAUCUACCCGGCAAAAUAGGACAGAGCGCACGCACGAUCUCAGACGCACAUCCAGGACCGCCGUUGAUCCUGCACCCUACAAGUCAGCGUUCUAUCUCAAGCCCUGCCAUCAAUGACCACGCACCACAGCGUGAAAGGCGCCGUCGCGGGUGCGGUACGCGCCUCAAAGAACCAGAACCACUAUCAAGAAGCAUCACCAUCAGCCCCAGCCCCAUCCCUCCGCGCGAAAGCAACAGAUACGCACCACCGACAUGCCCGUCCCAAUAUCGACAUACCCCGAAAUCUGGUUCACGCCGGGCGUCGUCUCGCAGAUGCCCGAGUUGUUCACCACGCGCAGCGUCACCUCGGGGUUGAUCUUCGACACGAACUUGUGCUUCAGCGGGGCGGCGGGGUUCGCCGUCGCGACGACCGACGUGGCGAGGGCCAGCAGCAGCGGGGGGAGCAGGGCGAUCAUCUUCAUCUUGCAGACGGCGACGAGUCGACGCGCCGCGCUUUUCUAACAGGUGGGGCAGGGGGGCACCGCGUGGGUCACGGAGAUUCGCACGGCGGAACAUGGUCGAUUGAGGAAGAUAGCAUGUUUGGGACUUCGGGGACCAUGCGCGGGGGCCUGCUGGUGGCCUGGCGACCACAAGGGUGAGCACAUGGUGGCUCGGUCUUCUUUGGCGCUUGAUUAUCUCCGGAUAUCGCUGGGCCAGGGUCGUUCGGACAGCGUGCAUUGGUGGGCCGCUGCGGAAUGGUGUGGACUCGGACUUCGUGGUUCAUCCAGACGCCAGGCGGAUCGAAAAACUCGACGGAGGAAAUGAUGCGGAUUUGGGGCUUGUGAUUGCGGAUCAGAUGGCACACUUGUAUCCAGAUUGUCAUGAUUAAAGUCGAGAUUUAUCCAAGGCCUCGGCACUUUUAAGUGUCCCCGAGGCUCGAUAUUGAUAAUGCGCGGACCGCAGACCUGUCGCGGUCCAUCGAUCUUGAUUCUUUGAGCAUCAACAAUCAAUGAGGAGGGAAUACAAGACAAGGUUGUGAACAUGGGCCUUAUGUGUGCUGUGAUUCUUUACGAACAGAGCUGACCAUGCCCCACUCGAUGAGGUUUAUAUCCAGUUUCUGUUC